AUGUCUCUCCCCGAAGGCCAGGGAAUCCUCCAAUUCCAACUUCCCUCCUUUCCACCGGAACGCAUCUAUCAUGCCCGCCGUGCGCAUCGGAAAUCCCGCCAUGGAUGCUCCAAGUGUAAACAACGUCGAGUCAAGUGUGACGAGUCGAAACCCCACUGCCUCCGCUGCCAGAAACUCAAUCUGGACUGUAGCUAUGAGCCCAACAGCAGCAGCAGCAGCAGCAGCAGCACGGACCCCGAGAAAACAAUGACCCGGUUCCUGACCAGCUCGCCGGACUCCAGAGCAUACAACCUGGCGCAGGACGCGGUAGGGGCUCAGCUCCACGACCUGCUGCAGCUCCCGCAGAGCGCCUCACCGUCUCUCCGCGUCGAGGCCCUGCAUCACUUCUACGGCUUCUCCGACCCGGCCCUAGGGCCGCAGGCACCGCAAGCCGAGUACCAACGACGGGUGAUCCAGCUGGGAUUCGAGUCCCCCUACCUAAUGCACGCGAUCAUCGCCUUCGCCAGCUCCCACCUCCGCUACACCACGCCCGGCAAACACCGCACCUACGCGGUCACCGAAACCCACCACUGGCAAGAAGCCAUCACGCAGUACGCCCGCGAACUGCGCACCAUCGGCCCGCACAACAUGGACGGGCUCUUCGGGGCCUGCCUGCUGCUGACGGUGUGCUCCUUCGAGCUCGACCGCUACGACCCGCGCACCUCCUUCGUCUUCGCUUCGUCUCAGCAACAAACCGCCACCGCGCUGACCUGGCUGACUCUGCAGGUCGGGCUGCGGCGACUGCUGGCGGCGACCGUCCCCUGGCAGCGGGGCAGUAUGUGGUGGGACGUUUUCAUGGCGUCCGCGGCGCAGUAUCGGGGUGUUUUUGACGUCGAGGAGGACCCUACUGGACGUAAGUUGGCUGGGACGGAGGGGUGGGGGUUCGACCCCGCGUUGGCGGAGCUGUGCGGCAUCCAUGCGGGGAGUACCCCCGCCAAUAAUGUGUACUACGAGCCGGUGCGCAUUUUGAGUGGGUUGAUGCGCCUGCCCGGGGGCAUUCGGAGCUUCGGGGCGUAUGCCGGCUGGAUGGGCCGGUUGGAGCCAGCGUUUUUUGAGCGGUUGGUACGUAAGGAGGUUGCGGCGUUGGUGGUGCUGAAGGGGUGGUUGGUGUUGCUGGGGAGUGUGGAUUUGUGGUGGAUUGGAGUGCGGGUUAGGUCGGAGGUGCAGGCUAUUAAUUGGUUUUUGGAAGGGAUUGAGGGAGAUGGAGAUGGGGUGGAUGGGUGA
Aspergillus uvarum CBS 121591 is the source of this 1263-nucleotide messenger RNA. Its product is annotated as Zn(II)2Cys6 transcription factor domain-containing protein. Gene Ontology annotation, molecular function: zinc ion binding; DNA-binding transcription activator activity, RNA polymerase II-specific. Bases 1 to 1263 code for a protein of 420 amino acids. The transcript is spliced from 3 exons. The record is from RefSeq and is a predicted model, not a curated record. Lineage: Eukaryota; Fungi; Ascomycota; Eurotiomycetes; Eurotiales; Aspergillaceae. Gene Ontology annotation, biological process: regulation of transcription by RNA polymerase II.